Molecule: messenger RNA, 960 nt
Organism: Trifolium pratense (red clover)
Lineage: Eukaryota; Viridiplantae; Streptophyta; Magnoliopsida; Fabales; Fabaceae
Product: agamous-like MADS-box protein AGL12
Exons: 1
Coding region: 1-960 (319 amino acids)
Biological process (GO): positive regulation of transcription by RNA polymerase II
Molecular function (GO): RNA polymerase II cis-regulatory region sequence-specific DNA binding; protein dimerization activity; DNA-binding transcription factor activity, RNA polymerase II-specific
Source: RefSeq, a predicted model, not a curated record
AUGGGUCGUGGAAGAAUAUCUAUGAAACUCGUUCAAAAGGAGAAAUCAAGACAGAAAACAUUUUUAACCAGAAAGAAUGGUUUAAUGAAAAAAGUGAAAGAAUUGUCUACUCUUUGUGAUGUUGAUGUUUGUGUGAUUCUCUAUGCUCCCAACUUUCAAGGGCAGGGAUUUGUAGAACCUGAAACAUGGCCCAAAGACCCAUCAGAGGUACAAAGCGUUCUCCAAAAGUACUACAAUACAACAAAUGAUAGGCGUCUUAGGAUCUAUGAUAUUCAAGAAUAUUUCAAGGGAAAGAUGAAAAAAGUUGAAUCUGAGAUUUUCAAUGUGCACAAAAAGAUGCUAAAGGUCAUGUAUCCAACAUGGAAUGAAUCUUUCAACUCUUUUGGAGAGGAACAAUUGAGGUUAUUUGCUAGCAUGUUGGAUUCAAAACUUGAUGCUUGCAAUCAAAGGAUGAAUAUGCUAAAAGGAGAUCAUAAUGGUAAAGCAAUAACUGAAUCACACAAGGUUGAUAAAUUACCUAAUAGUAAUACUCCUUAUUUAACCUCAAAUCCAAGUAGCUACUUCAAUCUCAUGCAAAACAACUUCUCCAUUAUUAGUGAUAAAAAUCCCUUUGAAUUUUGGCCACUUGAAUUGGGGCAGAUGAGCUCUCAACCUUCUUCGAUGUUUUCCAGUGCACAAGGUUCCUAUCAAGUGCAGUCUUAUCCUUACAAUCAUGUUGAUGCUAAUUGGGCUCAUCAAGUUGAUGCUAAUGUUACCUAUGAUCCGAAAAUCGAUACAAAAAUGAAGGAUGGAGCCGAAAACGCUGAAAACUUAUCAUCAUCAUACUAUUACAAUGGAAAUACACCAGCAAUGCAAUCAUAUCAUCAUAAUGCUAUGCAAACUCUUCCUUUUGAUCAGAAUCUUCCAAACCUAAUGGAUUUCAACUUUAAUGGAUUUUAUGAUAUAGAUGGAAAGGAGUAG